AUGCUUGACCUGCCCCGUCCUGAAGACGCCCCCGGGCCCCGAGCGCCUCGCUUCAACCAGGGUGAUUUCCGUCGUCCUACAUGGAUCAGUCCCCACCACCCGUUCUUGUUGUUUCUCCCGCGAGAUGAUCCUUUCAAAACCAAGCUUCUCUCUUGUCUCAAUGUCACGCCCAGAACCCUUUCCAUCGAGAACCAUGUUCCGUAUGGGUACCUCACUUUGCCCGAAAAUCCCCUUCCCAAAGACCGCUGGGGCCUUGAGCAAAAGCUCAUCGACCAAUGGGUUGCUCUCGAAGGUUCCUUGCACAAGAUCUAUAAAGCCCUGGUGCUCAUGUAUGAUCCUGAGGGGAUUGUACACCCUGGCGUUUGGGGUUUCAAUUUGCCUGUAACCCAAUACUAUACGUUACGCAGUGCUCUGACCCGGAACGACGCCGUCAGACAGGCAAUGCGGGCUCGGGAUACUUUUCUUCCUCUUGUGGCAAUGAUAGCCAUGCUCUACGUUUUAAUGGACGACAAAGAAACGGGAGACUGGAGAUUUGCUCUCCAGCGCAAGACGCAGGUGCCAUGGCAGUUCUUCGACGACUUAGAACGGGAACUCUGUAAUCCACAAGUCGAGCGUCUGGGCGGCAUCAUCGAUUUGACUGCCAGCAAGACAUAUCCCAACCAUUACGUCCCUCGACACAUCCGCUGGCUGUUGCCGCACAUAUUAAAGAAUCAUAGGGUUCCACUAUACUUCUUUUUCGGAAAGACUUUCCCACCGAACGAGCCAAUUCCCGAUCCCUUGAAAGAGCUAGGACUCAUACCAAACUACGAAGAAAUCGAGUACUUGGAGAACCUUCCAGGGUCUUCGGCGUUCAGCCCAUGGUCUACAAAAACUCCCGUGUGGACAUCAGGCCGAACUGUUCCCCGCAACCAAGAACUCCAACCUCGCACGUUGCCGACCUUGCGGGACCCUCGACCGCCUUUGUUCGAGCGUCGCCCGCCCAAAUCUUGCUAUCGACCGUAUCUAGACGAAUCCCCUGAUCCUGGGACAACAGACGACCGUAACGAACAUGCUGACAGUGUUGGUGCCGCAACCAUUGUUUACCCACCUGUGGAACCUCACAGUGGCCAACUUCCGGGCGAGAAAAUUCACGAGUUCAUGGCGCGCCGCAAAAAGAACAACGAGAAGCGGCUCGCAAGGGAAUCGGAGAGUAAGCGGAAGACUCGCUUAAAGCUUGAAGAGAUCGCGAAAACAGGGGAGCCGCCAUCCAUCCACGGCAAACAUGGCACUAAGGUCUACAUUUGGGAGACAAGUGGGAUUGGAGGUGAUUCUUUCAUCUUGCGUAGACAUUACGGGCAAAAAGAUGCCCGGGACCGUUGGGACGAGUUUGCACCAACACAACGGAUAUACGAUGGCUUUAGUAACGAAUGGGACCUUGCGGAAGAGCUAGACCCGGAGGCGGAGGUGCCCGAUGACGGUUUUGACAUGAACGACGAGUUCGACCAUGAAUACCCGGCCAUCCCCCAUGUCGACAGCGUCGUACCCGAGCAAUCUGCUGUUGAGGUACUUGAACAAGUUUAUGCCAAUGAUGAUAAAAUGCAAGUCGACGUCGCCGUCUAUGUGCUUCCCAACAACGACGACAUCGCGAUCAAGCGUUAUGGGCUCCAGACUGGUUUCGUUGCGCCUCGCAACGCCAAACAAAUGAAGGCUGUAUGGGCAUCGUGGGCCUGUGGGGAUACUGCUUGGAAGAAUGAUAUCCCCAUCAAUUAUUCCAUUCUCUUGCAAGCAAUGUUUGAUAUCUUCGACACAACGAGAACAAUCCAACCGGUCGGCCUUUGUGAUAUCAAUACCAUGACUGCCAGCCUCCACUCCGAAGCUUGGCCCGUCGCGGUCAAAAAGAUCGUCGUCAGAGGCCGACUCAGAUUUUUGUUCGUCCCUGACGACGACAGCGAGGAGGAACCAAUGGUGUUGGUAGAAGACGGUGCAACAGUUCUUCAAUGUAUCCGAUCGGGCUGGAAAGAUACUAAAACGAUUAUUGAAGAACUUGCGAUCAUUGGAGCGGAUUUCUCGCCUUGUUGGAUUCGUAACAGCGGUAAAACUCUAAAACCCGCCUUGACACAAGACUGUCUUGGUCGUCGACCGCCUGGUUAUCGAUUGAAUACAAUCGACUACCAGGCAUACGUGAAGCGACGAGAUGACUUCUUGAAGUCGCAACGUGGCUGGGCAGCUCUAUUCCAUGGUGGAAUUGUGUCGCGGAUUGCCCGGAUGACCAUAGGGGACUACCUGCAUAAUAUUCAUGCCUCUCCUCCCGGUACCACACUAUAUCAAGGUGCUUUUCUUGCAGACAUAGGCGAGGGUAGAGCUUUAUGGCGCGAAGCCCUGACUGCCUCCGAAAUCGACCUCAUUUUAGGCGUUUACAAGGUCGAAACAGGUGUCUCUGCUUGGAACGACGAAAUGGGUGCUCAGAUAAAAUACGCGUCGAUCUGGCCAUCGCUGGUUGCAUUUCACUCAUCGGGCCUGAAUGUAGGUUACUGGAGUGCUAAUUGCGAGAGAUGGUUCCAAAGACGACUGGCGGAACUGCAGCAAGGGGAUGUUGAAAUUCUGAACACUCCGGGAUGGAAGGACAAAAUCCGGUUCAACUCUCAAGCUCGCAAAACUGCAACCAGCAACUCUGAGAUGUGUCGCAGAUUUCUCGCCUCGUGUCCAGCUGUAGGGUAUCUCUGA
This is a messenger RNA of Mycena indigotica, 2703 nucleotides long. RefSeq lists its product as uncharacterized. The record is from RefSeq and is a predicted model, not a curated record. Lineage: Eukaryota; Fungi; Basidiomycota; Agaricomycetes; Agaricales; Mycenaceae. Bases 1 to 2703 code for a protein of 900 amino acids. The transcript is spliced from 3 exons.